CCGCCCGGGGGCCGCGCCGCCCGCCCGCGCACUUCCCCAGCGCCCCGCGGAGGCCACCGCGGGCAGGCGGCGUCCCCCGGCGGGGCGGAGGCGAUGACCGAGCGCCGGGAGCCGCGUCCCGCCGCCCGGCUGGACGAGGAGCUGCAGGCGUUGGGGUGGUAUCAUGAUAAUCUUACCCGACACGCAGCAGAAGCGCUGCUUCUUUCCAACGGGCAGGAUGGAAGCUAUCUCUUGAGGAAGAGUAAUGAAAGGGAAGAUUUGUAUUCCCUUUCUGUAAGGGGAAAAGAUUCUGUGAAACACUUCCAUGUUGAACACACAGGAAGUUCAUUCAAAUUUGGAUUUAACGAAUUUUCUAGCUUGAAGGAAUUAGUCAUGCACUUUGCAAAUCAGCCUUUAAUUGGAAGUGAAACAGGAACCUUAAUUGUAUUGAAGCAUCCCUAUCCAUGCAAAGUGGAAGAACCAUCCAUCUAUGAGUCUGUCCGAGUUCACACAGCAAUGCAGACGGGAAGGACAGAGAGUGAUCUUGUUCCAAGUGCUCCCUCCCUUGGUACGAAAGAAGGCUAUUUGAUAAAACAAGGCAAAAUAGUCAAGAACUGGAAGACAAGGUGGUUUACAUUGCAUAGGAAUGAACUUAAAUAUUUCAAAGACCAGACAGCCACAGAACCAAUUCGGGCACUUGACCUAACUGAAUGCUCAGCUGUGCAAUUUGACUAUUCCCAAGAAAGAGUCAAUUGUUUCUGCUUAGUGUUCCCACUAAGGACAUACUACCUAUGCGCAAAAACUGGAAUAGAAGCGGAUGAGUGGAUUAAAAUACUGCGAUGGAAACUGUCGCAAAUACGGAAGCAACUGGAGCAGCGUAACUCCGCCCUCAACUCCUAGCUGCACCUCCAGUACUGCUCCCUGGGCAGGAAUCGCCUCUUUGCCAAAGGGAAGGCGCCUGGCUACAAGGGGACAGUUUCAAAUGUCUGCAUGACUUGUGGAGGGCCUGUGCACGUGUGUCUGCCACACGCAGAUGUUUGCAUCCAGAUCUGCACACAGAUUUGUACAGCUGAGUGCUUUCAUGCUGUUGAGUCACGUGUGGAGACUUGCAAAAUCGCAGCGUCGAUUUGAUAUGCGUGAUUUACGUCCGUGGUGCACACUUAGUUCAGACGCCCAUUAACUAGCCACAGUAGUCACUUCAAAACCUUGUGGUCAUUCACAGCACUCUUGAGAAUUCACUGCAAGUUCCAUCACUACUAACCAUUAGCAGAGCAGCACCGUCUGUAACCCUGAGCCUGUCACUUAAAACCAGGUCUUCUGGAAACAUUAAAGACUUAUUUUGUAUGGCCUGUUUAGGGUCUAAAUCAAAAGAAGAAUGACAGAGCUAAUUACAUUUCUGUAGAUAAUACCUGGAUUACAAUCCAAACAAUUAAACCUAAUAUUUCAAGGCCCUUUUCAAGGUGAUGGAUGGGUAACACUUCUGGUCAAAUGUAUUUUUGUACAGUUUAGAUUUAUACCACAGCAAUGGAACGCCACCUGCAUGUUGGUCCCUUACGCUA
This is a messenger RNA of Oxyura jamaicensis (ruddy duck), 1538 nucleotides long. RefSeq names its product dual adaptor of phosphotyrosine and 3-phosphoinositides 1 (gene DAPP1). Lineage: Eukaryota; Metazoa; Chordata; Aves; Anseriformes; Anatidae. Bases 94 to 879 code for a protein of 261 amino acids. The transcript is spliced from 9 exons. The record is from RefSeq and is a predicted model, not a curated record.